Spirometra erinaceieuropaei is the source of this 1398-nucleotide messenger RNA. NCBI's taxonomy places the organism in Eukaryota, Metazoa, Platyhelminthes, Cestoda, Diphyllobothriidea, Diphyllobothriidae. The record is from the annotation of a GenBank genome assembly.
AUGAGACAGGCACGCCGACUGAACCACUUCCACCUCAGUUGUCUCCGUCGCAUCCUGAGGCUGAACUGGCAGGAUCGAAUCCCCGACACGGAAGUACUGGAACGAACGGGAAUCCUCAGCAUCUACGCCAUACUGAGACAAAUGCAGCUGCGCUGGAGCGGCCACCUGGUGCGCAUGGAUGACGAGCGACUACCCAAACGACUCUUCUACGGAGACGUUGCGACGGGUUCUCGUCGUCAAGGAGGCCAAAUUCGCCGUUACAAGGAUACCCUGAAGUCCUCCCUGAAGCGCCUGCAAAUCAACCCGACCAACUGGGAAGAGCUCGCUCGCGAUCGCCCGACAUGGAGGAGAACAGUGAAGACGGGAGCUGCCAUCUAUGAAGCCAACCGCAUCGCCGCUGCCAAAGCGAAACGCGAAGCCCGCAAAUCACAACUUCGCCCAGUCCGCAACGCCGCCGCACAACCUCUCCCUACGUGUCCUCGAUGCCACCGGACAUUCCGGGCACGAAUCGGACUUGUUGGACAUCUUCGAACCAACUGCACCUCUCGAACUGCUCCAGCCAUCGUGCCCCCGCCCGCCUCUUCCUCGCCCUCUCUGCCACCAACUAACUCUGACACUCCGGCCACAUGCGCAUCCACGAGAGCGGAAUUGACCGCAGCCUUGACACACCCACCCCGCCGAGCCCCACUCCCAAUCCACCACCUUGUGCACCCACUAACCACUCCCCAGCCGACAUCGACGCCACCGACCUUACCACCCCUCACUCCUCCCCUUCCUCCUCCUCUUCCUCCUUCACUGCCACAACGACGGCCGCUUCGGCGUCUGUCGCCCACGACCUCACCACAGCCGAACCUGACACAACAACAGGCACAAGCCCUUCAACCUCCAUCAUCCGACGUGAGGGCCAGGGCUACAUCUGCCCUCACUGCGAUCGCACCUUCACUUCACGCAUUGGCCUGGUCGGUCACUUGCGAAUCCACGAGAGCGGAAUCGACCACAAUUUCGAUACAGCCACGACAUCCAACACAUCCACCACGCCCAGACCCAUCCUCGCUCCACCGUCACACGCGCCGACCACCACCACCACCGCCACCACCACCAACACCACUGCUUCCUCUACAGCUGACACCGACACCGCCGACCUCUCAUGCCCACAUUGUCCACGCACCUUCACGUCACGCAUCGGCCUGGUGGGUCACUUGCGAAUCCAUCGCACAGAGACUGGCGAACCAGUGCCUGGAGCACCAACCUACACCCACCGCACUCGCCUCCACUGCCCACACUGCCCUCGCACCUUCACGCAUCGCAUGGGUCUAUUCGGCCACAUGCGCAUCCACGACGACCUGCGGUAGACAACCGCCGGUCACACCACACAUCCCCUCACCCCCUACCUCCUAA